CAUACGGGAAUGCAACAUUUAAAUCUCUUCCCUGGUCGACCACGCUGCCUCCCCCUCGAUGAGACUACUAUCGCCCAAGCAUUGCAGAAACUGGGCUAUUCCACUCAUGCCGUGGGGAAGUGGCAUCUCGGAUACGCAUGGAAGGAAUGCUUGCCGAGUAGGCGCGGUUUUCAGUCAUUCUUCGGUAACGUGAUGGGCUCGGCGGAUCACUGGUCCCACAACAAGUCCUCUAUCUUUGAAAAUCAGAAGGUGAAUGGCAAAUCGAUGUAUUACAACGAGAGGAUAUACUGGAAACACGAAGGGACGUUCUCAACCACACUAUACACCAACAGAGCGAGACAGAUUAUCAGAAAACAGCCUAGAAAUAAGCCAUUGUUUCUAUAUCUAGCCUAUGAGGCCGUCCACACACCGCUCAAUGUUCCCGACCAGUAUUCCAGGCCUUACGAAGGUAUCAUCGGCAACUCCAAACGGCAAAAGUACGCAGGACUGGUCAAUAUUUUGGACGAAGCGGUCAAGAACAUCUCGGAAGCUCUCAAAUACAACGGGUUAUAUGAUAACAGCGUCAUAAUAUUCACCACAGAUAAUGGCGGGAGAACCAGGCCCCGAUCCGUCGGGAACAACUGGCCCCUCCGUGGAGGCAAGAGCACGCUCUGGGAAGGCGGUAUCAGGGGGGUGGGGUUCGUUCACAGCCCCCUUAUAUCUUGGGAUCUUCGAGGCACGGUCAACCGACAGUUGAUCCACGUUAGCGACUGGUUCCCGACCAUCGUCAAAGGAAUCGCUGGCGGGAAGCUGGUGACGAAUAAGCCUUUAGAUGGUGUCAACCAAUGGAAAACGAUAUCAAAAGGAGCUGAAUCCAAUCGCCGGGAGAUCUUACAUAAUAUUGACCCUAUAUACCCCGCUGCAAUCUGGACCAGAGAGAAUGAGAGAGAUUUUGGUCCGCUCAACAACCUUCCCUUCAAUGCUACGAUGAGAGCUUCUAUACGAGUCGGAAAUUGGAAACUUUCGACGGGUUUACCUCAUGAGGACUUCUGGGAACCUCCACGCGAGUCAUCACUGCCCUACGAACCGAACGAUAUACGAUGGAGCACACCGGUACGAUUAUAUAACAUCAAGAAAGAUCCUAAUGAGAGACAAAACGUCGCACCAUACCAGAAGAAAGUAGUUUACCGUCUCCUAAAGCGUCUCCAGGAUUACCAGAACACUGCCGUCACUCCUCUUCUGCUUGGUGAGAAGGAUGAUAGAGGGAACCCCAAGUAUCACGGUGGGGCUUGGGUACCUUGGAUGGAUAGAUGAGGGCGCCCCACUUCAAGAAACCUGGACAUUAUAGACAUAUUAAUUGCACUUCCGUGAAGACAUGCAAUUCCAAACCUAUUUUACCAUAACACACGUCAGCUGAUUAAGGAUGCUUUGUGUUGUUUAAGUACGACAUAAACUCUUGUGAUGAUAGUUGCGUAUAACCCUCAGUGAUUAAAUUCCCAACGUAUUCUAUCCUGAACCAGUUCUUUUGUAAGUCAGUAAGCUUUCCGCAAUGUUGAUUCUUCUGAAAGCCAAAAGCACGUUGUCUCUUGUUUUAAAAAUGAGAUCAUGUUUGCUUUUAUCCAGUCAUCACUAUCCCCGAAGCGUAGGACCAGUGCAUUCCUGGCAAAAUGUCUUUCGGAUUAAAGGUGAUUUAUGCUAUAAACACGGAGAUUCUGCAAUUGCUUGUGCUUAAUCAUGUCGAAUUAUUGGUGAGCAUGAUCUAUACUGUGUAAAUGAGAAGGAAGUAACAUCUAUUUGAGGGUCUGAAAUGUCAAUGACACUUAAAAAUGACCACUGCGUAACAUCACAACCGAUUUGUUGUAAGAUUAAGCAUAAUGAAUUUGAUUGUGAGAUUAAGCAAUGGUCGAUUUUUGCAAUUGAUUUAUCCUGAAGAUAGUAAGCUCAUACCGAAGAAUCAAUGGGGACCUAUACCCCUGGUAUAGGUGAACCCCAUGAUGAAGCUUCUUGGGUUAUACUGGGUACCCAUGGCCUACCUAGGAGGAAGGGUUUAAACACGGGGCGAGCACAUGUCAAUACCGCCCCUUCAAACUAUUGAAGACGUGGGUAAUUAAACGCAAAUUCACCACAUUUUACUAAAAUAACCAUGAUGAUACGGAUGGCUUUUCUGGCUAUCAUUCAUAUCAACUAGAUUAAACGUUGAAAGCUCGUUUUUCCCAUAUAUAUAUUUUCCUUCUCUACUGCCACCCCCCCCCCCCCCACCGGUUCCCCGAUUGGCGUACUGUUCCCUUGCAUACUAUACCCCGCUGUUGUGGAAUAUGUAUCGUGGUUUGCCUUGAUGCACCUUGUAUCAAUGGAGAGAACAUGGCGGAGAAACAAUGGGAAAAAAUCAUGAUCUGGGGACUGUUUUAUCAACAUUUUCGUCCGAAAAGUUGUCAGAUUUGACAACUUUCCUUGAUUUUGAUUGACUGAGAUGUACUGUUCCUAUGGUAAAUGUCAGAUAAAACCGACUUUGUCGGAUAAAAAGUCCGAUAGGUCCUUUCAUGAAACGCUCCCCGGGAUAAUAUUUCUCAUCCACACCUUCUGUCACCAUGGUCACACUCGUACACAUCUUUAACCUGUUCAAUAUUUACAUUUGGUUUCAAUUGAUUUGAUCAAUCUUUUUUUUUCAAAAGGAGACUUACCUAAAAUGGGUUCGGUGUAAAAUGUGCAGAGGGAAACAUGGCAGAUGUAAAAAUGUCAACGUUUGAAAUUGCACAGAUAAAAAUGUCAGAGGUGUAAUGGCAGAGCUAAACAUCGUAGAGACGAUGAUGACAGAAGCAAUAAUGGCAGAUCUAAAAGAGGCAUAGGUUCAAAAUGACAGAGGUAAAAAUGAUUUAAAAAUUUGUGCCUCUGCCAUUUUUACCUCUACUAAUUUUACCUUUGCCAUGUUUACCUCUACCAUUUUCACCAUUGCUAUUUUUGCCUAUGCCAUUUUUACCUCUGCCAUAUUUACCUGGCAUCCUAAACGGACCCAAUACAAGACGACGACCAUAAUUGUUGGAUGUAUUAUUUAGCGCGAGAUCUUGUGUGUGUAAGUGUAAAACCAUGAAGAUGCGUCCAUAUUUCCAUGGUAAAUGACAUAUAGUACAUUUGUUUUAUUCCAUUAUUUUAUUUUAUUCUAACCAUCUCCGUUUUCUCACAUUUUGUAAUAAACUGUAUUCACUGUUUUCCUUUUUAUAAUAUACUUAACAAAUUAAUUGUAAAAACGAUAUUUAUUUGAUAAUUAUGAUAUAAGGGAUUCGUGUGACAGGAUGAUAGCAGCAUUGGUAGAUAUAAAAGAUAAUAAAGUCAGAUAAUAAAUCAGGUAAAUUCUAUAGUUAACUA
This is a messenger RNA of Lytechinus pictus (painted urchin), 3342 nucleotides long. Its product is annotated as arylsulfatase J-like. The transcript has 6 exons. The record is from RefSeq and is a predicted model, not a curated record. Lineage: Eukaryota; Metazoa; Echinodermata; Echinoidea; Temnopleuroida; Toxopneustidae. Bases 10 to 1293 code for a protein of 427 amino acids.